This is a messenger RNA of Drosophila simulans, 2056 nucleotides long. RefSeq lists its product as uncharacterized. The transcript is spliced from 2 exons. The coding region runs from base 102 to 1934 and encodes 610 amino acids. The record is from RefSeq and is a predicted model, not a curated record. Lineage: Eukaryota; Metazoa; Arthropoda; Insecta; Diptera; Drosophilidae.
GCUUUCCUCAGUAGCUGCCAUCGAUCGGAAACACUCGAUUGGGACUUACUAAAUUAUUUGUUGUACAACAAAAGUUUUUGCUAUUUCAAAAUCUUCGUGAAAUGGCCAACCGUAUGAAAGGAGGAGCUUGCUGUCCUUCAAGAUGUCAGCCCGCCUGUCCUCCCUGUCCACCUGGUCCGCCCUGCGAUGCACCCCUGGUGCGACUGGAUAAACUGUGGCCGGAGCCCUACAAUCCCUGCUCCUUCAAGAAUUGCCUGAUCUUUGGCGGUCACGAUGAGCCCUAUAUUCGACCCUUCGAUCCUAAGGGUUGUACACGAAUGCGCCGCAAUGAUAUCGACCGAUCGCUGGGCUAUCCCAUAGGCGUAGUGUCUGGAACGACUGCUGUAAAGUCGGGCAUUCCGAAUCAGGAGAGCGUCCGGUUUGCUUCAAAUCUUAAGGCAUUUGCUCAUUCCUAUUACACGCGGCGCGAUGAAUGGAAACCGGACACGAUCGACAUGGUGGUGAACGAGGGUCAGGUUUUGUUUAACGAUUCCGAGAACAUGGACCCUCCGAAUGCAUCAGAUUCGCCGGAUAUCUACGAUGAAAAUGAGCAGAAGGUGACGCGCCACUUUAAGAUCAACGAUAUUGAGUUUGCCAUGGAGUUGGAGGCGCCCUUUGAGGUCUAUGGCUACGAUAACGUCAUACGCAAUCUUCGGAGAAUCUUAAGAGCCUUCUUCAAAAAGGCCAAAUACGGGGUGUUCUUCACGCCGAAUUGGUAUCUGCUGAUUUGGAAGGAGAAGGGUGUUUGGAUGGUACUCGAUUUGAAUGGCAGGGACAAAACCACCAUGAAGCCGAACAAUGAAGAGGGGUAUCCCCUGCUCUUAGGCCUCAAGUCCUUCGAUAAUGUCGUUUGGCUGAUUAAAAAGGAGAGCUAUCUUGACAAGAAUGCUAAGUUUUCAAUUAGAGAAAUCCUCGUUGUUCGUUUGGCCACUCCUGGAAGUACUGGUCAAAGUUGGGAGCGAGAACAUGGCAUGCGGAUGAGCCAGUUCGAUGUGAUUGCCUCCGAUUAUGCCUAUGUCAAGUCCAAUCUCCAUCUCACCCUAAACUCAAAGGAUGCGCUAAGGAAUCGUAGCGCUCUACCUGUGGCUGUGGCCACCGCAUUGGCAUCCAAGAUCGAUCAUCCAGCCACUUGGGAUCAGAAAAUGUACGACAAGGUCAUGUGCUAUGGCGCUAAUAUGUGCAAAAAUUGCUGGGAACCCUGUACGGAUCUCAGUAAACCCAUGGAUCUCGACGAUUUUCCACGACAGAUUCGCUUGGGUCAGUUUGUGGCCGAGAUCAUGCUCACUCCAAAUGUUUACGAGGGCUGGUGGAAGUGUGUGCCGAUGUACAAGUUCAACGAUUUCCAUCUAAUGUUGGAGAAGGCUCUCGAUCAAAACGAUUACAUAAUCUUCCAGAUCAACAAUCAGAUGUAUUCGCUGUGGAAGAAGUCGGACUUUAUCUACCUAAUGGAUCCGUAUCGCCACAAUAUAGUGGGUCGCAUUUUGGAGGAGGGCGAGGAUCCGAAAAGUGCCACGGUUCGCAUGUUCGGUAAUAUGGAUCGUCUGUUGAGUGUUUUUCAUCAGAUCCUACUGGAAUCGAAUCGAUCUGCUAUAUUCCAUAUACAUACGCUCCGGAUCAGAAAUAUUACGGAAUGUCCGCCGGGCACAGCUCCUGCCUUACUGCCUCCAGAUGAGGAUGUGGAGGUUAGAUCGCUCAAUGAGAACAUCCGUUUCGAUGAGAACUACGACAAGUGCUUGCAAGAGCUGGGUGAGAUCAGCGAUUUCGAGGAGGAUCUCGUCUCCGAGAUCGAACCCAUUAUUGAGGUCAGUUCCUCGGAGGAGAUGGUCGAGGAGGAGGAAGGUGGUGGCGGUGGUGAGGUCGAAGGAGGCGAGGGAGAGGACGACGAUGAAGAUUAACCUGGGCCUGAUGGAUAUUUUCUCUAUUGGACGAAUUAUUGUAGUUUUUUAACGCCUCCACAUAUGAAAUUGUUUACAGUAUUUACACUUUGGACAAUGAAUUAAAAAAUUUGAAGUGCAUA